AAGAAGAUAAAAGCAUCACAAAGUUACAAAAUAGAAUACAGAUACUAAGAUUUUUUUAUGGUAAUAUUCGAUCCGUAUCCACAUUUAGGUCAGCACAUAUGGUGAAAUUUUUUCAGUAUAAAAUUUUUAUUCAAAACAGUUGAAAAAAAAACUAAAGAGAAAAGGACAUCGCAAAGUUUUAUACAUAUACAUUUGCUUGAUUUAACAUUUUUUUUGUUUUAUUAAGAUUUACGUCCAGAAAAAUGUUUCAUACAUGGCCGAAAAACGGGUCAUCCCUUUUAUUUUUGACCUCUUCCCAAAUGUUAUUUUUAGAUGUAUCCUUUUUGUUAUAAAAUAAAAGUAAUGAAAGAUAUGUCCAGUAAACUCUUCUAACUUUGAAACAAGAAAAUGGCAACUAACAAAAUCUCCUUCUUCUUGGUUCUUUGCCUCUGUGUUUUGAUAUCCUCAGGAUUUGGAGAAGCAGCACUAAAUCCAACGGGAAGAAAAUGUCCAGAUCCAAAUGGUGUAGACAAAAAAGCUGCAUGUUAUAGCUACUGUAAAACACAAGGUUUUAUGGGUGGUUCUUGUCAAGGACACAAAGGUAAUUACAUGUGUAAAUGCUAUGAAGGUAUAUGAAUACCAAUUGCAUGGCAUCUUCGACGGCAGUCUCUCCAUAGAACUCUUGCUAAUAAAAUACCGAAGAAACUAGAUAAAAGAAGGGAGAGAAGCCCAUCAACGGAGAGAGAGAAUAAACGCUUCCUUGCGUUUUAACAUAAUAAAGUUUCGAAUGAUGACAGACUACACCGCUCUGCAUAAAAUUUAGUAGUAACAAAAAUUUCUACAUAUAAUUAUGUAUUAUAUGUUUUUGUUAUUAUUAAAACCGCAUCGAAGUUGUUUCACAAUUGCCCCGCAUGUUAUUUGGACCCUAAAUUUAUAAGUAUUGCUUGUUGGAAUGCUGAAAUUAGUGUAAAUUAAUUUUUUUUUGUUAGAGAGACUCAAACAGUUGCGGAGACUAUUAUAUCAAAUUCAUAAUCUACUUCUUUUUG
This is a messenger RNA of Brassica napus (rape), 1025 nucleotides long. Its product is annotated as defensin-like protein 35. Bases 388 to 615 code for a protein of 75 amino acids. The record is from RefSeq and is a predicted model, not a curated record. Lineage: Eukaryota; Viridiplantae; Streptophyta; Magnoliopsida; Brassicales; Brassicaceae. The transcript has 2 exons.